GUUGUAUUUCUCUAUGAGGCGGGUUCCCUCCUCAUUGUAGCCAAUAAAGAUGGGUUUUGGUGUUCACUGGGUUUGUUCAUUUCUUUUCUUUGCAAAUAAUGUCAGUGGAUGGCAAAGAAUUGGAUGUGAUGUGUGACUCAGUUAAGCAGUCACGAGAUCAGUACAUGCAGAAUUUUUUUGAAUCGUUUAGUUCCACUGAUCCAUCGCGAUAUUUCUCUUUAUCAGAGGAUGGUCUAGACUUGAAGUUUGUAUGGUCUAAAGAAAUCAAGAAUGGCAUCAAAAUUGUUCUCGGGUCUUUUCGUAUGCAACGUGCACAAGAUAAUUUGAAGUUUCUUCAGGAACUUACAUUUAAAUUCGUCGCCGGUUGUACUGGUUUAUUAACGUGUUUGCAAGAUACGAAGAAGGAAAAUGAAAUCCUUAGGUCGUUAGCAGAAGUUUCGACAAAGGUAAUAUUUGAGAUUGAAAUAUUUUCAGAGGUACAAAGAAUUGAUGUCAGAAAUGGAGGAUAAAGAAACAGUCCUGCUUUCAAAAUUCUCAGCCGUUUUGAAUGAAAAAAAGAAAACGAUAGAUAGCCUUAAGAGAUAUCCACAAUGUAUGUCUCAUGACAAUGGAAACGCACUAGGCACACCGCUGAUGCACUCUACUGCGGUGCUCGAGCAGGAUGCAGAUGACUUGAUACCCCCGAAAAGUCGUAAACUCUCGAGCAGUAUGGUUGUUAGAAGUUUCCGUAAAUGAAUGUCGGG
Molecule: messenger RNA, 743 nt
Organism: Trichobilharzia szidati
Lineage: Eukaryota; Metazoa; Platyhelminthes; Trematoda; Strigeidida; Schistosomatidae
Source: the annotation of a GenBank genome assembly